AUGAGUGCAACACAAACAGAAACAAUCGAGCUACCCAGAGCCGAAACUUCUGACAAUGUGUUGCAGGACCCAACACCCCCCGAGCCCAAAUGGAUGUAUUUCAAAAUCCUCAGCGCAGGUGUAUCAUUCUUCGUCGCGGGAGUCAACGACGGAAGUCUUGGUUCACUGAUUCCCUAUAUAAUCCGCACCUAUGGCAUUGGUACGAACAUGGUAGCCGUGCUCUACGGCACAACCUUCGGCGGGUGGCUCAUUGCCGCUUUGACGAACAGCACAAUCACCCGACACCUAGACCUAGGCCCGAUUCUGUGUUUAGGAGCUGCUAUUCAGGUCCUGGCUCAUGUGCUCCGCGUCUGGGAGCCGCCGUUCGCUCUAUAUGUAGUGACGUUUUUCCUGGCGAGCCUGGGUCAGGCUUUCAAUGAUACUCAUGCCAACACGUUUGUUUCUACCUUGAUGGGCGCACAUCGAUACCUUGGCUUCAUCCAUGCUAUGUAUAUGGCUGGGUGUCUGGUUGGGCCAUUCGUCGCCACGGCAAUUGCGUCUGCGAAUACAGACUCGAUGUGGUAUAUUUUCUAUGCGUUCCCGCUUGGGGUUGGGACUGUGAACCUUGUGCUGUUGGGCGUAUCUUUCCGUGAUCGUAUGGCUGCACCGGCCGAUUUGAGGAGGAAGAGGGAGGAGGCAUCGUCACGGUCUGCUUGGAAAGAGAUUAAGGAUACGCUUUCAUCGCCUGGCGUUUGGUUGGUCAGCUUGUUUUUCUUCUUCUUCCUUGGUGCUUCAAUAACUGCUGGAGGCUGGAUGGUUGAAUAUCUCGUCAAAGUUCGAAACGGCGACGUUAAGGAAAUGGGAUAUGUCCCCGCUGGAUUCUUCGGAGGUGGGUUCUUGGGACGUCUGAUCCUCGCUGAGCCAACUCAUCGGCUGGGCGAGCGACGAAUGAUCUUCAUAUACGCGGUAUUAUGUGUGGGGUUGCAACUGGUGUUUUGGCUUGUCCCAAACAUUAUCACGGAAGCAGUGGCAGUCAGCUUGCUGGGCUUCUUCUCUGGUCCUUUUUUCGCAACAGGUAUCUCGGUAGGCACAAAGAUAUUCUCGCCUGAGAUCCGCUCCUCGGCCAUUGGUAAGUCAAGAAGUGUCUUGCUUCUUUCCUCAGACAAUAUGUGCUCAACAAACGAUACAGCUUUCGUCUUUGUUCUCGGCCAAGUUGGUGGCUCAGUCUUUCCUGCUCUGACUGGCAUCAUUGCUGGGAAAAAGGGGGUCCAAGUCCUGCAACCAAUACUUGUUGGUCUUCUUGGGGCGGCUGGUUUGAGCUGGUUGAUCCUGCCCAAGGAUGCAGCACUGCAUAGGGAAUAG
Molecule: messenger RNA, 1341 nt
Organism: Penicillium olsonii
Lineage: Eukaryota; Fungi; Ascomycota; Eurotiomycetes; Eurotiales; Aspergillaceae
Source: the annotation of a GenBank genome assembly